UUUUUUUCAACUAGUAACAUUUUAUCAAUGAGUGUUCUUCCGUCGGUGGUGUGCCGGUUUCUAAUUUUUACAAUUUCCAGUUUUAUUAUCUAAAGUUUUGAAGAAACAGUGUGAACAAUGCAUACAGAAACGACAUUAACACUUAUACAGAUAUUAGAAAAGACUGUGUCACCAGAUCGAAAUGAAUUGGAAGCUGCAGAAACCUACCUUGACCAUGCAGCGGUUACUAAUUUUACAACAUUUAUCAAAAUGUUGUCGGAUGUCCUGGUUGCGGGAGGCAACAGUCAGGUGGCUAGGAUGGCUGCAGGUUUACAGCUAAAAAACCACCUAACCUCUAAAGAUCCUACACUAAAGCAACAGUACCAACAAAGGUGGCUGGCUCUUCCUGAGGACAUCAGAUUAUACAUUAAGAAAAACAUUCUAACAGCAAUUGGAACUGAAAAUAGUAGGCCUAGCUCAGCUGCUCAAUGUGUGGCCUAUGUAGCAGUGGCUGAACUCCCCGUAGGACAGUGGAAUGAUCUGAUACCCAUUCUUGUAGAUAAUGUUGUUAAUGCUCAAUCUACAGAACUUAAAAAAGAAGCAACAUUAGAAGCAAUUGGUUACAUCUGUCAAGAAAUUGAUGCAGAAGUCUUAACAGAACAAAGCAACCCCAUUUUAACUGCUAUCAUUCAUGGAAUGAGAUCUAUUGAAACCAGCAACCAUGUCCGUCUUGCUGCCACUCAAGCUUUACUGAACUCCUUAGAAUUUACUAAAGCCAACUUUGAUAAUGAAAAUGAAAGGAAUUUCAUCAUGGAAGUUGUAUGUGAAGCUACUCAGUCCAGUGACAUGAGAAUAAGUGUUGCAGCUCUCCAGUGCUUAGUUAAGAUUCUCUCAUUGUACUACCAAUACAUGGAACCAUAUAUGGGUCAAGCACUAUUUCCAAUCACUUUAGAGGCUAUGAAAUCUGAUGUUGAUGAAAUUUCACUUCAAGGCAUUGAAUUUUGGUCUAAUGUUAGUGAUGAAGAAAUUGAUCUUGCUAUAGAAGAAGUAGAGGCAGCUGAAGCAGGACGACCUCCAGCACGUACUUCAAGAUUUUACGCCCGAGGUGCCUUGCAAUACCUUGCACCUGUCCUUAUGCAAAAAUUAACGAAACAAGAUGAUACAGAAGAUGAACUAGAAUGGAAUCCCUCCAAAGCUGCUUCUGUUUGUCUCAUGCUUUUAUCAAACUGCUGUGAAGAUGAAGUUGUUCCCCAUGUACUACCUUUUAUUAAUUCCAAUAUCAAAAAUGAAAAUUGGCGGUAUAGAGAAGCUGCCUUGAUGGCAUUUGGUUCUAUACUUGGUGGACUUGAAGCGAAUACUCUGAAGCCAUUAGUUGAAAAGGCUAUGCCAACCCUGAUUGAAGCCAUGUAUGAUUCUAGUGUUGCUGUGCGAGACACAGCUGCCUGGACAUUUGGGAGAAUUUGUGAAAUAGUACCAGAAGCUGCAAUUAAUGAAACCUAUUUGAAACCACUUUUGGAAAGUCUUGUCAAUGGACUUAAAGCAGAGCCACGUGUAGCUGCUAAUGUAUGCUGGGCUUUUACAGGGCUGGCAGAAGCUGCUUAUGAAGCAGCUGAUUGUGGAGAUUCCAAUCAACCUAAAACCUACUGUAUGUCAAAAUACUUUGAUUUUAUUGUUCAGAGGCUUCUUGAAACUACUGAUCGCCAAGAUGCAGCACAACAUAAUUUAAGAUCAGCUGCAUAUGAGGCCCUUAUGGAAAUGGUUAAGAAUUCUCCUACUGACUGUUAUGUAACAGUGCAGAAAACGACUAUGGUUAUUUUGGAAAGACUUCAACAAGUAUUGCAAAUGGAGAAUCACAUUUCCAGUCAGGCUGAUCGUUCACAAUUUAAUGAUCUACAAAGUCUGCUGUGUGCUACAUUGCAGUCUGUACUCCGUAAGGUAACUCCAGAAGAUGCUCCACAAAUAUCAGAUGCCAUAAUGACUGCCUUAUUAACCAUGUUUGCUGGGAAUGCGGGAAAAGCUGGUGGAGUUCAAGAAGAUGCUUUGAUGGCAGUCUCAACACUAGUUGAAGUGUUAGGAGAAGGCUUCCUUAAAUACAUGGAUGCUUUCAAGCGAUACCUAUAUGUUGGACUUAAAAAUCAUCAAGAAUAUCAAGUUUGUAUAGCAGCUGUUGGACUCACUGGAGAUAUUUGUCGCGCAUUGAAAAGUAAAGUGCUACCAUACUGCGAUGAGAUUAUAGUGUUGUUAUUGGAAAAUCUUGGAGAUCCAUCAAUUCACCGAUCUGUGAAACCACAGAUUUUGUCUGUGUUUGGAGAUAUUGCCAUAAGCAUUGGUCCCGACUUUGCCAAGUACUUUGAUGUGGUGAUGCAGAUGUUGUUGCAGGCUAGCAAUGCUCAAGUAGAUCGUAAUGAUUACGAUAUGGUCGAAUAUUUAGGUCAGCUUCGCGAAAGUGUGCUGGAAGCCUAUACUGGCAUAAUCCAAGGCUUGAAGGGUCCCACUGGCGAGGUGAGAUCUGAUGUGGCACUUGUGGAACCACACGUGCCGGCCAUUGUAACAUUCAUGAUGCAAGUGGCUUGUGAACCCGAGCGCACGGAGGGGCACAUGUCGGUGAUCGCAGGACUGACUGGGGACCUGUGCAUGGUAUUCGGACAGCGUGUUCUACCACUCCUGGAGACUCGGCCCCUAUUGGAUUUGCUGCAGGCGGCUCGACGAUCUCGUACUCCUCGCACUAAGGCACUUGCAAACUGGGCGACGAAGGAAAUGCGCAAGGUCAAGCACCAAACGCCUCUCACUAGCUGAUUUGAACCUCUUCUAAAACAUCUACGUGAAUCAACGCAGCUUGAGAUAAUUUGCCGCUGGUAAACUCGACUGUGUUGGCAGGCAUAUUAUGUCCAUAUUAAUAAGUCGUUAGGUGCAUUUGUUAGAGGCCUGUAUUAUGUUAAUCUAUUGCCAACAUUUUAUAAAGUAGUUAUCUCGUGUUCAUAGGCUUGUAUAGCCUUUAUAAGUAAUUAAUAUUCAAGUAUGUAUUGUACAUCUAUUAUAUUACAUAAUAAAUGAAUAUUUGUCUACUUUAGUAACAUGUUACCAUUACUGUAGCAUAGUAACAUCCAUUGCUUUAUUUUAAUUUAAUGAGCAUUGUACCAUGACAAGGCAGUCUUUAUUGUAUCAGUAACAGUCAAAAAUGGAUGAAUGUUUAUAAGCUAGUGAAAUGUUAUUAUGUUAAAUGUUUUGCAUAUAAGAAAAAUGCUAAUAUCACGUUUUUUUUUGCUUUUUCUUAAAAUCACGUAGUGAUUUUUGGCCCCGAACAAUGCACUUAGCGUAGCAUUAUUAAAACUUUAAUCUAUGUGCCUGACCAUAAUUUUCCAUAAUUAUUAUCUUAAAGUUGAAGCAUUUUUCCUAUUUGGUAUUAUAAAUACAGACAGUGGCUGUGGUAUCUUUACUUAUGUGAGAUAAAGUGAUAGUUUGAAAGGGACGUGUGAAAGGUGACGUAUGUUAUUUUAGGCAUGCACAUGUGCAAGGGAUUAUGAAUUUUAUAAAUUAUUAUUAUGUUUUGUAAGAUGAAUGAAAGAUUUUAUGGAUGGAUAGGAAUGCAUGUGUAGAUGCGUGCAUGAUUAUCUCAGAUAUUUUAUAAACUUAGGCAUUGUCGAUCAUAAUGGAAAUUCGGUAUAUUAAUGUAUGUUUAAGAUUCCGUCGACAUUACUAGAGACUGAAGGACGCCAUAUUGGCGACGAUUCUUUUUUAUUCAUCGCAAUUCAAGUAAAAUGAAAAUAUUUCUUACUACGGUAUUUGGUAAACGUUGCAUCAAUAAACUUACGGG
Messenger RNA from Spodoptera exigua (beet armyworm), 3793 nucleotides. Lineage: Eukaryota; Metazoa; Arthropoda; Insecta; Lepidoptera; Noctuidae. The record is from the annotation of a GenBank genome assembly.